Molecule: messenger RNA, 2010 nt
Organism: Cajanus cajan (pigeon pea)
Lineage: Eukaryota; Viridiplantae; Streptophyta; Magnoliopsida; Fabales; Fabaceae
Product: putative pumilio homolog 8, chloroplastic
Biological process (GO): post-transcriptional regulation of gene expression
Cellular component (GO): cytoplasm
Molecular function (GO): mRNA binding
Source: RefSeq, a predicted model, not a curated record
AUGGCCGUGCCAAUGCGGAAGAUGACAAUGUCAGAGGAUAAGAGAGGCACAGCAGAGGAGGCAGAAGCCAGGUUCGUUGGGAUUCCCAAUGCACCCACGCAAACCCCAACACCGCCGCCGCCGCCGUGUCUCCGCGUCCUUCACCCUGAUCAUGUGGCCGUUGGCUCCCCCAUCACCAGGGUCCCUCUCGUUCCUUCUUCCACAUCUUAUUCACUGCCGCCAUCCUCUACUCUCACUGACCCCAUGUGGGCCCAUGAUCUCCCCAACGAUUUUUCCAGGUUGAAUCUCUUCGACGGGGAAAUCGACUCUUACCCUCAUCACCACCACAACACCGCUUUAUUCGAAAAAGGUUUUACUUUUUCCUCCCCAGAUAACCUCGGAAACUACAUGUACCAUCAUAUCUUGGACCAGAGGAGAAAACACCUUCAGGGCACCAGUGGUGCAAAUGCAAACUAUCAGAUUCUUCGGGAUCGUUUCGUCUCUCCGCAGUCUCACGGAGGAGUCAGAACGCCGGUUAGGUUCUCUCCAUUGAAUUCCACUGCCAAUAACAAUCCCUCGCAUUAUUACUACGCCGCAAAAGAAAAGGCAUCCAUAGACUCGGAGCAGCUUUCACAUGUUAUAUCUCCGAGGAGAGUCGUGGGUGACCCUUCUGGGUAUAGGUGUGACAAUAGUAUCAUCAUACAAGGGAGAGAAGCAAAACAGUGUUUUGAGAACGGGUACAGUUCCACCAGGGGCUUUAGAAGGAGUCCCCGUGAUGAGGCUUCUAUUCAUGGCGUGGGUCCUAAGAGCUUUUCUGCUGCUGCUGCUGCUGCUGCUUCUGGUCAAAAUCAGAACAAUGGUGAUUUCACACUGCCCAUGCUGCUGGAUUUUUAUUCUGUGCCUGACGCUCAGUGUUACAUAUACAACCUGGCUAAGGAUCAAAACGGUUGUCGUUUUCUGCAGCGGUUGGUUGACGAAGGAACCUACCAAGAUAUGUGUAUGGUGUUUGAGGGAAUCAUUGGGAGUGUGGUUGAACUUAUGAUAGACUCUUUCGGGAAUUAUCUUGUGCAGAAGUUGCUCGAUGUUUGCACCGAUCAACAACGCCUGCAGAUUGUGUUCAUGUUGACGAAUCAACCGGGCCAGCUCGUUCGCAUCUCUUUAAAUACUCAUGGCACACGCGUGGUGCAGAAGUUGAUCGAAACGCUCAACUCCGCCGAACAAGUUUCAAUGGUGAAGUCUGCCAUUCAACCUGGUUUUCUUGAUCUAAUUAGGGAUCUGAAUGGAAAUCACGUCAUUCAACGUUGCUUGCAAUGCCUUAGCUGUCAAGAUAAUCAAUUUAUUUUUGAUGCUGCUGUGAAGUUUUGUGUUGAGAUAGCUACUCAUCGACAUGGAUGUUGUGUGAUGCAACGCUGCAUUGAUUACUCUGUGGGGAAGAAUCGAGAUAAGUUGGUUACAGAAAUAUGCAAACAUGGACUUCUCCUCUCACAGGAUCCAUUUGGAAACUAUGUUGUUCAAUAUGUUAUAGAGAUGGAUACUCCGGCUGCUUCAGCCAAACUGCUUGGUCUGUUUAAAGGGAAUUAUGUAAAUUUGUCUACUCAAAAAUUCAGCAGUCACGUGGUUGAAAAAUGUCUUAAGCAUAUUGGUGACACUAGAUCAAGAAUAGUUAGAGAAUUAUUGUCUGCACCUCACUUUGAGCAGUUGUUACAGGACCCAUUUGCCAACUAUGUCAUUCAAUCUGCUCUUGCUGUAACUAAGGGUCCUCUCCAUGGAACUUUGGUUGAAGCAGUUCGACCUCACAAAAUCCUGCGCACCAGUCCAUAUUGCAAGAGGAUUUUCUCGGGAAGUCUACUCAAGAAGUGAUGCCCAAGUAUCAUAUGUUGUUGUUUUCAGUAGUCUCUUUUAUUUUUAUAUUUAAGUCAGCUUGCAGUGUAUUUCUGUGUCCGUGUGUCUAGUAUGUGUGUCUGACUAGUGUCUACUCCGAAGAAGUUGGCAACUGAACUAAAGGCAAGCCUUGUUUUCAUAUGCUUUUGA